AUGGAGUCCUUUGUAGGAGUUAAGCAAUACUACGAGAGCAUUAGCAACUGGCCGCAUCACACUAGAUUGUCCACCACUUCCUGCUCCCGCUCCCGCUUCAGCCUCUGUAGCUUCAGCGCCGUUGUCUACUUUUGCGACUUCAACGUCAUCGUCUACUUCUGUGACUUGGAUGCCAGCAGGCCCCGCGCCCUCGCCCUUGCCUUCGGCUCCCAGAGAUUCAGCGCCAUUGUCUACUUCUGUGACUUCAAGACCAGCAAGGUCUGCGCUCUCGCCGUUGGCUUUGGCUUCCACAGGAUUGUCGACGGCAGACUGGAAAUGCCAGCCAACGCCGUUGUACACGCCGACAAAGGCAAAGGGAAGGCGAUAAACCGCACGCUUCGCACACGGUGCGCCGUUACAUACAACCUGUUUGCCGACACUGGCGAUGAUGGCGAUGAUGGCGAUGACGGUAGACAGGUAGCUGGCCCAUCGACGACGACCACUAAGCGAGCACGUCCAGUUAUACAGGACUCUGAGGAUGACGACGAAGAGUACGCUGGAAAGACCCCUGUACUGCAAACCGCGAAGAAGCGCCAGCGCACUGGUGCCAGUGACAAGACGGUGCCGACGCCGUCUGAGACAACAUCUGGAGAGAGCAACCUUGCAUAUCGCCUCCGCGUUCUGCCGCAUACACUAAUCCUAUAUUACAAACGACGGCGCUGA
Parastagonospora nodorum SN15 is the source of this 702-nucleotide messenger RNA. RefSeq lists its product as hypothetical. Bases 1 to 702 code for a protein of 233 amino acids. NCBI's taxonomy places the organism in Eukaryota, Fungi, Ascomycota, Dothideomycetes, Pleosporales, Phaeosphaeriaceae. The record is from RefSeq and is a predicted model, not a curated record. The transcript has 3 exons.